This is a messenger RNA of Colossoma macropomum (tambaqui), 2422 nucleotides long. RefSeq names its product FKBP prolyl isomerase 8 (gene fkbp8). The transcript has 10 exons. Gene Ontology annotation, molecular function: peptidyl-prolyl cis-trans isomerase activity; protein binding. The record is from RefSeq and is a predicted model, not a curated record. Lineage: Eukaryota; Metazoa; Chordata; Actinopteri; Characiformes; Serrasalmidae. Bases 310 to 1530 code for a protein of 406 amino acids.
UAGGGCAACCCAUGUUCUGGAAGAAACAGAAGCGAUUGUUUUGCUGUCAAAGUUGUUGCUGUCGUCGAGCUCAGAUUAUUGCUUAUUUCUUGGUUUAGUUUGAAAGGGUUUCUUUGCACCGGUGUCCUUUUUCCAGGUUGAAUAUCAUUAGACAUAUAACAGGCCCUCUUGUUUACAACGCUAGAGGUGAGAUUUGCGUUGGUGGCUUGCUGAAUAAAGGUUAACCUCGCUGGGUAUCGAAUCAAACUAACGUUAACUACAGCUGGACUAGCAACCUUCGACACCCUUAGGCCUUUAGAUCUUUUCCAGAUGGAAGACAAAGACAGCACGCUUGUGAACGGUAACAGCCAGAACUCAUCUGAGAAAAAAUCAGGACGAACUUCUCUGUUAGACAGUGGGGAAGACUUUGAGAUGCUGGAAGAUGUUGAUGAUGGAGUAGAUGAUGAUCUUCCACCUUUAGAAGAUGUGGGAGGUAAAAAGAAACAAAGCAGCCAGGCAGAAACAGCAAAAGCGGAAGCUGUUACAGACCCCAGUCCUUCUCCACCCCAAGAGGAAUGGCUGGAUGUCUUAGGCAAUGGGCAGCUGAGAAAGAAGGUUUUAGAAGUUGGGUCUGGUCCUGACAGCAGACCUCAGAGGGGCCAAACUGUCACCAUUAAUCUUAAGACCAAUCUGACUGAUGGAACCACAGUAGAGGAGGAGUCAAACAUCUCUUUCACUCUUGGUGAUGGUGAUGUCAUUCAGGCAUUGGAUCUCACUGUACAGCUGAUGGAGAUGGGUGAAAAGGCCUUGGUUGAAGCAGGUGCUAAAUAUGCAUACGGAGCUUUGGGGAGCUCUACUCCAGCUGUGCCUCCUGAUGCUGAUCUGAUUCUGGAGGUGCAGCUCCUGUCUGCUGCUGAUGGUCCAGACCUGGAGCUCCUGUCCCCCUCUGAGAGGAUCAGCCUGGCCAGCAAGAAACGAGAACGUGGCAAUGUUCACUAUCAGCGUGGCGACUAUGCUUUUGCUGUCAACUCCUAUGGGAUAGCGCUGCAGAUAACAGAAGCAAGCUCAAGAGUGGACAUCAGCCCACAGGAAGAAGAAGAAUUGUUGGACGUGAAGGUGAAAUGUCUAAACAACAUGGCUGCUGCUCAGCUCAAGCUGGAUCACUAUGAAGCAGCACUGCGCUCUUGUGUCUCUGUCCUAGCUCAUCAGCCAGACAACAUCAAAGCUCUGUUUCGCCAGGGCAAGGUACUAGCCCUGCAAGGGGAAUAUGCUGACGCCAUUAGGAUUUUGAAAAGGGCUUUGAAGUUGGAGCCAAGUAACAAGACCAUCCAUGCAGAGCUGUCCAAGCUGGUGAAGAAGCACUCAGAGCAGAAAGGUGCUGAACAGGCUAUGUAUAAGAAGAUGCUUGGAAACCCACCUGACAUCAACACAGUACAGAAACCCCAGUACAGAAAGUCCUCAUGGGGGCUCAGCUGGAAAUGGCUGUUCGGUGCUACGGCUGUUGCUAUUGGAGGCGUAGCCUUGUCUGUCGUCAUUGCUGCUAGAAAUUAAAUGGAAUCUGUGUUCAGGAUGCUAGUGCGAAGUAGACUUUUGGGUCAACCAACAUACCUGAAUCAUCUUAUAGUACUAUGUUUUGAAACAGGUUUCAGAUGGUGUCAACAUUUGUCUUUCAUUGCAUGAAAGGUGACCUGGGAAAAUAUAGAUGUGAGAAAUGUUAUAUAAAUCCUAUUUAUGUACAAUAUAAACAUAUAAUUGCUUGGAACUGUAUCUAGGUACAGUUUGAUGUAUCCAUUAUAUCACUGGGCACCGUUCUCUAUUGCUGCCAAUUGCCCAGUGCUCCUUGUUUUGAAAGGUAACGACUGGACUUGCUGACGUUUUUGUUCAGGUGAUGUGGUUUAAUCUAGGUUCUCUGAAUCUUGGUAAUGUAAAGGGCCUCUAGUGUGUGAGAUUGUGUGUCUAAGGUUGUACAUUUUUUAAGUACUACAUCUACUAUCAUCUUUAUUCUCUUACAUUCUGUUUCUAAAUCAACAAAACUGUUUCUAAUGUAGCUCAUUAUGUGUGUGCUGCUAGCUUUGAUUCCAACGUUUUGAUUCCAAGCAAGUAUAGGACCCUAUAUUCAGAAGGAACAUUAGUGGUUGCAUUUAGGUCCAUUUACCUUACCUUGCCCUCCCUCACUCACAGCCUCAUUCACAUUUGGAAGCUUAUACCUCACCUUUUAAUUUCUCUAUGACCAAACACUGUAAGGGUUUUCCAACAAGACCAAAUUUGUUUGAUUUUAGAGUUUUUAAUUCUUUUACUACACAAAAUGUUAAUGAUGUUCGUUUAAUGUACAGCUUAUUUAUUUUAGCUGUUUGGAUUUUGAUUGAUAUUUUAUUUUAUAAUGAAUGAUUGAUUGUAGUUGGUCAUGUGGAGUUGUAAUGAAAAGUAGUCUUGGAAGUUUUAA